Messenger RNA from Abrus precatorius (Indian licorice), 1687 nucleotides. Its product is annotated as (3S,6E)-nerolidol synthase 1-like. Gene Ontology annotation, molecular function: magnesium ion binding; terpene synthase activity. NCBI's taxonomy places the organism in Eukaryota, Viridiplantae, Streptophyta, Magnoliopsida, Fabales, Fabaceae. The record is from RefSeq and is a predicted model, not a curated record. The transcript has 7 exons. Bases 122 to 1672 code for a protein of 516 amino acids.
UGACUUUUAAAGAGCUUAAUGUGUACAAACUCUUUCUUUAAAUACGACCAUAUGUAGACUCUCUUUUCAUCACAUCUAGAGUAGAAGCCAACACUGUGUUUUACUCAGUUAAGACUCCUUCAUGGAUGAUAUUCUUAUCAAACAAGCUUUAGUAUUGAAGGAAGUUAAGCAUGUAUUCCAGAAACUUGUUAGCGAGGAUCCCAUGGAGAGUUUGUAUAUGGUUGACAUCAUCCAAAGGCUUGGCUUUGAACACCAUUUUGAAGAAGAAAUUGAAACCUCUCUUCAGAAGCAACAUUUAAUAUUUAGCACUCAUCUCAGUGAUUUUGCCAAUAACCAUAAACUUUUUGAAAUUGCACUUCAAUUCCGUUUACUUAGACAAAGAGGCUUUUAUGUUCAUGCAGAUGUAUUUGACAGCUUGAAGAGCAACAAAAGCAAGUUUAUAGAAAAUUAUGGUGACGAUGUUAAGGGUCUCAUUGCCCUGUAUGAGGCAACCCAUCUAAGUAUUGAAGGAGAAGAUAGUCUUGAUGAUGUAGGGUACCUCAGUUGCCAACUUCUUCGGGCGUGGCUGACUACACAUAAAGAACAUCAUGAAGCUAUAUAUGUUGCAAACACUCUUCAGCAUCCACUUCAUUAUGGCUUAUCAAGAUUCAGUGACAGAAACAUAUUUCCAAGUGAUUUCAAGACAAAGAAAGAAUGGACCUGCUUAGAGGAACUUAAUGAAAUCAAUUCCCACAUAGUUAGGUUCAUGAACCAGAAUGAAAUCAUACAAGUUAACAAAUGGUGGAAAGACCUUGGAAUGGCCAAGGAGGUGGAGUUUGCUAGGUAUCAACCUUUGAAAUGGUACAUGUGGCCCAUGACAUGCUUUACUAAUCCACGGUUUUCAGACCAAAGGAUUGAGCUCACUAAACCUAUCUCUCUAAUCUACAUUAUUGAUGACAUUUUCGAUGUUUAUGGAACAUUAGACCAGCUCACUCAGUUUACAGAUGCCGUUAACAGAUGGGAAUUGGUUGGCACAGAGCAACUUCCAGACUUCAUGAAAAUUUGUAUAACUACUCUUUAUGACUUUACCAAUGAUUUCGCCAUGAAGAUCUACGAAAAGCAUGGAUUGAACCCUAUUGAUACCUUAAAAAAAUCGUGGGUGCUAUUAUUGAAUGCCUUCUUAGAAGAGGCACAUUGGUUGAAAUCUGGUCAUUUGCCAACGGCGGAGGAGUACUUGAACAAUGGAAUUGUGAGCACAGGAGUGCAUGUGGUGCUUAUCCAUGCAUUCUUCCUCUUGGAUGAGAGUAUAACUAAGGAAAUUAUUGCCAUCAUGGAUGACUUUCCAGAUAUUGUACACUCAGUGGCAAAAAUUCUUCGUCUUUGUGAUGAUUUGCAAGGAACUAAGGGUGAAGAUCAAAAGGGUAUCGAUGGGUCUUACCUUGAUUGCUACAUGAAUGAACACCAAGAUGUUUCAGCCGAAGAUGCUCAAAGUCAUGUUGCCCACUUGAUUUCAAGUGAAUGGAAACGUCUCAAUCGGGAAAUGCUAAGGCCAAAUCCAUUUCCAUCAUCAUUUACCAAUUUCUGCCUCAAUGCUGCCAGAACGGUACCUCUAAUGUACCACUACGGUACCAAUCCAAGCCUCUCCAAUCUACAUGAACAUGUACAAAUGUUGCUUAAUGUCGAUAACCUAUAGUUAUGGUCAAGAUUU